AUAACAACACAUAGCUGCACCAUCAUUUGGUUUAUUGCAGGUUAUUACGAAAUGCUUUUUGCAGUUUAUCACAAUACCAACAUAGAAGAAGUUACUGGUCUGCUGCUGCUUUAUCCGAGCUGUAUUAUUCAUGUGCUGGAGUCCUCUUCAGAGGUACUUUACAGUCUACUGAAUGAUCUCAGUAAUAUGCAAAAAAGAGCUGAUUCUCUUCUCCAGGAUGCCAAGAUUCUUGUGAUGUCACAUGACAUUCCCAUGAGGAUGUUCCAAGUGUGGAGUUACCGCUCCUUAAAUAAUAUAACUUUAACCUCGCAAGAAGCCACCGAGCAGAAACAACCUGUGGAGAACCUGGUCCCAGAAUGCCUCCCUCUUUUGUAUAAACUCUGUGUUCACUGUCUUAAGUCUUCAAAGGUACUGUGAUAUAACAACAUUUUUUAUAUUAAAAAAAAGUUGCAGAGGUAGGGUUACCAUAAGACUCCAUGUACACAAGGACAGUUCAGGCUUUUCAACUCACAUCUCAAUGCAUUCUGUUUCAGGUACAUUUGACAGCAGGACUGCACUUACCAGAAUGCAUUGGGGUGUUGAAAAGCCUGAACUGUUCUAGUGUAACUAGAGUCAUCUGGUAACCCUAAAAAGUAAAUGAAAUGUAUUUUCACUUUAUUCUCACCUAUGAUUUUCUUCCACCUACAGCACAUAAAACGGAUGUCUUGUAAUGUGAGAGUAGACUUAAAUAGAUACUGACAGAUCCAGUAUAAAGUAAGCUGCAGGAAACUCACUUUAGCACAAGACAGAAAUAACAUACUUCAAAUACUGUUAAUUAAAUAUAUAACUGCCCUACUUAUUUAAUUUUAACAAUUCAAAAAAUGCACAACUUUUCCUAAUCCAAAAUAUGGUUAUUAUUAAACACUUUUUAGUUAUUUAUUUAUUUUAUUUCUCACCAUCAAUAUCGGAACUAAGGGAGUCGGCGAUAACUUUCAAGAGCAAUUCCUUGUUAUAGAGGAGGACAACAUCCUGUACCUGUGCAUAAGCAAUGUACUGCACUCUCCAGAACAGUUUCUGCAGACUUACAGCAGACCUUUCAGUGUUAUCAUGGAUUCAGGUAAGAAACAAAAAGAAAAUGUGGAAAACAAACUCAAAUCAAGAAAUACGCUCUGCCACUGUGGUAGUCAUCUAGAUAACAUAUGCUGUAGUGUUGCAAUUUAGUUAACAAUUCAAAAUAUGUUCUACAUACUGUAUUUAUUUAUAUAUAUUUUAUUUUCUAGAGAUUGUCUGGCCAACCCAAAGUCAUCUGUACAUGUGACAUCUCGUUUUUGGCACUGUGAAGUCCUUCAUUUGAUUGUGUCUGCAAUAUUUUGAAUCUUCAAAUAAAUACACUGGUAGUUGCAAAUCCUAUUUAUAUUCUUUGUUGCUUUCUUAAAUGAGUAUCUUACAAAACUAG
This is a messenger RNA of Polyodon spathula (Mississippi paddlefish), 1435 nucleotides long. RefSeq names its product testis-expressed protein 47-like. Lineage: Eukaryota; Metazoa; Chordata; Actinopteri; Acipenseriformes; Polyodontidae. The transcript has 3 exons. Gene Ontology annotation, molecular function: blue light photoreceptor activity; FAD binding. The record is from RefSeq and is a predicted model, not a curated record. The coding region runs from base 52 to 417 and encodes 121 amino acids.